UCAUUGCGUUGAUAAAAUGAACAAUUAGCCUAUCCGGAUGGAUAUUUAUUCUUUUUUGUUCGCUUGAAACACCCUCCAUCGAUAGCUCGUGCCGAUGUGCAGUCAAUGCAAGCUAAAGGACCGACGAGAGCGGAGAGAUCGCCUUGCUUACCGUCCUUUAGCCGCCUCUGAAACCAGCUAACAGCUAGCGCCGUAGUAGAGCUCUCGUUAGCUGGCUGGCUGACAGCUGGCUCGGUUAGCUACGUGCCUUCAACAGUAACGGAGCUAAGAUUUACUCCCUGAAACAAUGAAUUGUCUUUGACAUUGAGAAUACUGAGGCCCAGUUGGUUGUCACAUUGGAGUUACCAAAGCCCAGAACUAGCAACGGUGGGUCUUGCUUGACUCUAAUAAGCGGGUGAGCCGUCAGUCAACCUGCCGAUGUACACCUGGUUUUGACCUGCCAGAGCUGCCAAUAUGAUGCCGAUGAUAUUGACGGUGUACCUCAGCGAUGGGGAACAGGCUGUGACUGAGGUGCCCAUCACUCCUGAGACGACGUGCCGGGAUGUGGUCGAGUUCUGCAAAGAGCCCGGCGAGAGCGGCUGCCACCUGGCCGAGGUCUGGAGAGGCAACGAGCGAGCGAUCCCCUUCGAACACAUGAUGUACGAACAUCUACAGAAAUGGGGGCCUCGGAAACAAGAAGUCAAGUUCUUCCUCCGGCAUGAAGAUUCACCAACCGAGGGCAGUGAUCAAGGGAGUCAGCAGUCUCAGGAUCAGACGAGUCGCAGAAGUGGAAACACUGGAGAGAAGCACAAUGAGAACGGGGUGGGUAAUCAGCGUGUGGAGCUCACGCUAUCAGAGCUGCAGGAGAUGGCCACACGGCAGCAGCAGCAAAUCGAGGCUCAGCAGCAGAUGCUUGUCGCAAAGGAGCAACGUUUGCGUUACCUGAAGCAGCAGGAGCGACGUCAGCAGCAGACGGUUUCAGAGAGCGAGAAGCUGCAGAGGCUGAAGGACCGCGUGGAGAGCCAGGAGGCAAAGCUCAAGAAGAUUCGGGCAAUGAGAGGCCAGGUGGACUACAGCAAGGUCAUCAAUGGCAACCUGUCGGCAGAGAUUGAGCAAGUCAACAGCCUGUUCCAGGAGAAGCAGGCUGAGCUGCAGUCUGCUGUCCUGAGGGUGGAGCAGCUCAGCCUGCAGCUGGAGGACCUGCGGAGGGGAAAGCUUAACGGCAUACAGACCGCUCUGGGUGGCCAAGUAACCGGCGCUGCAGCUCUAGAGCUCCGUAAACUCUACCAGGAGCUUCAGAUCCGGAACAAGUUGAACCAGGAGCAAAACAGCAAGCUGAAGCAACAGAAGGAGCUUCUCAACAAGCGCAACAUGGAAGUGACGCUCAUGGACAAGCGCAUUAGCGAGCUGCGGGAUCGCCUCUACAAGAAAAAAGCUGAGGCACGUCAAAAAGAAAACCUCCCUCUGAACAGAGCCAACGGGCCUCCCUCUCCGCAGCCAGCUCCUGGUACUCUGGGCCGUGUCGCUGCUGUCGGGCCGUACAUCCAGGUCCCUGUACCGGGCCGACAGGAAGGAGGCUACAACAUACCGCCUGAUCCUCUCAAGCCUCAGACUCUGGGUGUUAAUAACCAAGCCAACCACGGCCGCACCAAGUCAGACGGUGUGCGAAAGCCUCCCGGCCCUUGGAAAGUGUCUGAUUUAGACAUCGUUGUGGACCCGGUACCCCCGUCCCUUCCAGAAUCACACCUGGGCACCGGAGCCUCCACUGGCUCUGACGGCACGUCCCCUAAUGAUACUGGUUGGCCUACUUUAGGCAAGACCAACACAUCUCUAAAGCCUCCUGAGAGACGAGACUCAGGGACUGAUACCCAGGGCAAGAGCCCUCCCUCAGGCUCCCCCGUCGCGCCAAGUGCAGAAAAGGUGCUAGAGUCCAAAAUGGCCGUGUCCUCCCCCGCCAUAUCCAAGCCACAGCCGCCUCCCUAUGGCUCCCACCUCACCUCCGCAAACUCAGCCAGCUCCUUGGAGCGGCGCAAGGACGCACCUCCUCCUCCUCGCCCGCUCCCAAACCCGCCAGCUCCCGCCUGGCCCCGCGUCCCCCCCUCCACGGGCUCCUCCUCCCAGCAGAUCCAGCAGCGAAUCUCGGUGCCGCCAAGUCCAACCUUCCAGCCUAACGCACCGCUUUUCCCUCCUGGGCUGAGCGAGCGACUGGAUCCUCCGCCAGCUGUGGCAGUACGCCCCUUCAUCCCGGACAGAGGAUCACGGCCUCAGUCGCCCCGAAAGGGCCCGCCUACCAUGAACUCCAGCUCCAUUUAUCACAUGUACCUCCAACAGGCAGCGCCAAAGAGCCAGCCACUCAAGCCUGCUCUCAAAGCAGUAUAUGGGAAGCCUGUUCUCCCCCCAAGCUCGACACCCCCGUCGCCUCUGCCUUUCGUCCAGGCAGGAGGGGCCUUCCCGUUGCUCCAAGGCCCCCCCGGUGGCGAGGACACUUUGGACGGAGAAUUUGAUGAUCACGACUUCUUCCAGCACCCGGAGCCUUUAGCACCUCCUCCCAGUGUGGAGAACAUCCCACGACCACUCAGCCCCACGAAGCUAACACCCAUGGUACACUCCCCGCUGCGUUACCAAAGCGACGCCGAUCUCGAAGUGCUCCGCAAAAAGCUGGCCAACGCUCCGAGACCGCUCAAGAAGCGCAGCUCCAUCACAGAACCGGAGGGCCCCAGCGGACCCAACAUCCAGAAACUGCUCUACCAGAGAUUCAACACUCUCGCAGGAGGCAUCGAAGGAAAUGGAGUGAGUGGAUCAGGAGGUGGCAGCGGCGCGGGUAAUGGAAUGCCAUUCUAUCAGCCAGCUAAUCCUCCCGCGUAUAUGGGAGGAGACUCGGGAGCAGAUACAGACAAUGGCAACCUCCCCUCUGAGACGCCGCUACCGCCACCACCAGGGGCAGAGGAGUUGGGCUCUGAGGCUGCACCUCCAUCUACUGACCCUAACGACAACGAGCCGCUGCCCUCGCCACCAGAGCUGGAUGCUGCCGACACCGAAGAGGAAGAGGACGACAACAAUAACAACCUAGGAAGCUCCGAGGCGUUGUUGCCCAGCCCCGUGCUGGAGGUGACCAGUCCAGAAGAGAGCGGCACAGCGGGCUCACAGCUCCUGGAGAAGCGCACAAACCUGAAGAAGCCAAACUCUGAGCGCACCGGCCACGGCUUCAGGGUGAAGUUCAACCCUCUGGCCCUGCUGCUGGACGCCUCGUUGGAGGGAGAGUUUGACCUGGUCCAGAGGAUUAUCUAUGAGGUGGAGAAUCCGAGCACCGCCAAUGACGAGGGCAUCACACCGCUGCACAACGCAGUGUGUGCGGGACAUCACCACAUCGUCAAGUUCCUGCUGGAUUUCGGUGUGAACGUCAAUGCUGCAGACAGUGACGGAUGGACUCCACUUCACUGCGCCGCCUCCUGCAACAGUGUUCAUCUCUGCAAGUUGUUGGUGGAGUCAGGGGCCGCCAUCUUUGCCAGCACCAUUAGUGAUGUGGAGACGGCUGCAGAUAAAUGCGAGGAAAUGGAAGAGGGCUACAUCCAGUGCUCCCAGUUUCUAUACGGUGUUCAGGAGAAGUUGGGUGUCAUGAACAAGGGGACAGUGUACACUCUGUGGGAUUACAAAGCUCAGAACCAGGACGAGCUGACGUUCAGUGAAGGGGACGCCAUCACUAUUCUGCGACGACAGGACGACAGUGAAACAGAGUGGUGGUGGGCGCGACUCGAGGACAACGAGGGCUACGUGCCCCGGAACCUGCUGGGGCUCUAUCCUAGGAUUAAGCCUCGUCAGCGCUCCCUGGCAUAGUGUCUCACUCCGCUGACCUCUGGCUAACAGCUGGACUUGUGACAAAACCAAGAGCAGAGAACAAAGGAGCCUGGCGCUCUGUCUUCUCCCCGUGGCCAUAACCUCCCCUGGCCUGUUGCUUCUCACAAAAAUCCCUUUUCUCUGAAGCAGUGAACUCUUGACACACACAUUGACAUCAGCACACACAUAGACACACACACACAAGGAAACACAAGCACUCCAAAUAAGAAAAAUCUCUUAAACCACUCCAUCCUGACCCCCCUCCCCACCCCCUCCACCUUUCAACCCCAUUGCUCUGUCAUUGUCCCAACUUGAUUUUACCCUGAUUCAGUGUCGGCUCUGUAUCAGACAUCAACUUGAAGAAUAAAACACUAACCCAUGUCUCAGUAUUUCUUGCAGUGUUCACUCUUCUUCAGCCAUGACUUCUAUGGUGGCACUGGUUUAUAAGGUGACUGAAAAAUCAUCUCUAAUGGUGAGACGUUGCUUAUUUUUGUUAGUGGAAUGUACUUUUAUGCCAGUGUUUUGUGCCAAUUUGAUCCCCAUGCACGAAAAAAAACAAACAUUAAUGCAGAAAAAUGUGUCCUGUGUUGAAUUUUUCUGUAGUCUAACCACCAAAGAUACAUAGAGAUUUAACCCUUUUAAUUCUAUUACUCCCCUGCAGAAUUAUUGAGGAGUGAGAUAAUCAAUUGAUUUGCUGCUAUCAGUACUGAUAAAUGGUUUAAAGUCCUAAACAUUCUAGUGGAGCAGAAAAUUGAUAUAGGAGGGUAAAUUGGAAAAAUGUCAAAAUAAAUUCAGCGUGUUAAAGUAAAGAUUAAUACAAAUUGGCCACACAAAUUGUCAUUUCAUUAACAUUAUUGCAAGUUUUUUAAUUCAGUGUCAUCUGCUCAGAAUCUGGAUGCAGGAGUAUUGUGGAUGAUCUGGUUUUUGUGUGAUAUGAGAUGUAUCAAGCUUUGUGAAAAACACUAAUUCAAAGGUUGUAUUUUUGCUAAUCUGAUGAUCCCUAAAAUGAACAGCUCACAUGCUGCAGUUUUCAAAAACCAUGGAAACUGGUCAGAAACAGUAUUUUGUUUUACCAAAAAUGGCUGUCAAAUUAAGGCGCUUCCUGCACAGCAUCUGUAGAGUGUGUAAAGGUUAUAAAUGUGAAAGAUCUCUUAGUUAACGAAAUAAACUUGAAGGUUUUCAUUUAAAUUAAUGUCUGUUAAGUCACUACCUAUCAGCCUAUGUCCAACUGAUGAAAGCAGCUGCAUAUGUAGUAUUACGGACUUUGUGUCAGUGGGUGAUGCAGCAGACUGUUUUUUCUGGUCUCCAAUGGCAUUGCAAGUAUAUAACAGUGACUAUGGCCAAAAAAAGAAAGAAAUGAGCGAUGACUACAGACAAUGAAACGGUGAAAUGCAAAAACACACCGUAUGUUCUGCCAAAGAGACGAAAUGGAGAUCUUCGAGAUUGUAACUUUAACUUGUUGCAGCAAUUAGAAUUUAAUGAAAAUAAGUUGUUUUAUAGUUUUAAAUUCCACAGCAGUAAGUCAGGCAAGAAUCAGCUCCACAGGAAGUUCUUGAUGGUGUUAUUGGGUUAUUUUUGCUAUUUUCAAGUCAUUUACAGUAUGUGUAAUGUUUUAGGCUUUUAUAGUAAGUUGGUCCUCACUUACGACAUUCAUAGUUUUUUCUGACUUCUGGCACCUGAUGAGAUUGUUGCUUUUGUUUCAAUUUAACUUGACAACAUGACAAGAAGACCUCUCGACAUAAACUUGCAAAUAUACAAUGAAAUCCAGACACUGCACUCUGAACCAUAAUGCAAACUUUGUUUACUACACUAGACAAAGUUAACACUCAAUAACUUAUUUUUACUACUAGCUGCUAAUAAGGUCUCUGGUCAUUGAAUGUUGCAGUUAUUUUUCUGUGACUGUGACAAACCCCACUUGAAACACUUAAUCUCAGGACCAACAAGGUGCUGCUGACACUGUUCCACCAUUAAACUAGUGAUCAUAUUUCUAUUUUUUAUCACAACAAACCACUUUAAUUUGAGCCGCAAACCAAACAAACAGUCCAAAAUGUAGAAAAAGAGGAAGUAAAAACAACAGUAUAAGCAAUGGGCAUCAUUUACAGAUAGAUGAAGAGACAGUUAUUUUGUCUGAAAUGGAGAUGUUCAGAUUCAGACUUCAGAUUCGCUUCAGACAAUCCUGAAUUUGUCCAGUUCUCUUCCCCCCCUUUCAGGUAUUCACCAUUCCAGUAACACUAAUACAUGUGUUAUGUGUCACAUCUAGAGUCCCAUCAGCUUGUUCUAAACCUUGAGUGACUGAGUGUGAUGCCAAGUGUGCUAGUGGCCCAGGCUUUAUCAUGGCUUAAUCUGUACAUAGUGUGAGGAGAUGUGUUAUAUGUCUGUUUGCUGUAUAGACAAGUGGGCUUUCUGUAUAAACGCUGUACUCACACAUUGAAUUCUGUAAAUGUGAACAAUAAAACAGAAGCUCUGGCAUGACGGUC
Molecule: messenger RNA, 6290 nt
Organism: Centropristis striata (black sea bass)
Lineage: Eukaryota; Metazoa; Chordata; Actinopteri; Perciformes; Serranidae
Gene: ppp1r13bb
Product: protein phosphatase 1, regulatory subunit 13Bb
Exons: 19
Coding region: 454-3813 (1119 amino acids)
Biological process (GO): regulation of apoptotic process
Cellular component (GO): nucleus
Molecular function (GO): p53 binding
Source: RefSeq, a predicted model, not a curated record